This is a messenger RNA of Protopterus annectens (West African lungfish), 1626 nucleotides long. RefSeq names its product asparaginyl-tRNA synthetase 2, mitochondrial (gene NARS2). NCBI's taxonomy places the organism in Eukaryota, Metazoa, Chordata, Ceratodontiformes, Protopteridae. Gene Ontology annotation, cellular component: mitochondrion. The record is from RefSeq and is a predicted model, not a curated record. The transcript has 13 exons. Gene Ontology annotation, biological process: asparaginyl-tRNA aminoacylation. Gene Ontology annotation, molecular function: asparagine-tRNA ligase activity; ATP binding; nucleic acid binding. The coding region runs from base 293 to 1594 and encodes 433 amino acids.
CUAUUGGUGACAUGAAAGUCUACAGGAAAUAUUAACCAUGGGAAAAUGAAAGUCGCGUGGUGUCUGUUUUUACCUGGAAGUUUGUAAUGUCUUAUCAGCUAGUAGUUGUAUUCCAAAUAACAGAAAUAGAAAAUUUUUGUUACAGUCCGUGAAGCAUAUGAACUGUAUUGAGAGACUAGUGUAUUCCUCUCUGCUUGCCCUGUACGGACUCUUGACUAUUAUUGAAGAUUGCCAUUUAGACUGGGAUUUUUAAUUUGAAGGUUGUCAGUUAUUAGCUGUGCACCUUAGUGACAUGUUGAAGUCAAGGCGCAUUGUCCCAUCACUUUUGCGUCUUUCUACAUUACUUCCUUCAUGUAACAGAAGCCUUUGCGUGAAACUGAGUGUUGUACAAGCGCUAUCUGCCAAGGCGAGUGAUAAGGACGUGAAAUUGCAGGGCUGGAUUCGUUCUGUUCGCUCACAGAAAGAGGUAUUAUUUUUGGAUGUGAAUGAUGGAAGCUCAUUGGACAAUUUACAGGUGGUUGCAGACCCAAACCUGGGACCCAAAAAUCUGACCUAUGGAUGUGCUGUUGAAGUCCGAGGAAAACUGAUGAAAAGUACUUAUGCAAAGCAAAAUAUUGAGCUGCAUGCUGAAGAUAUCAAAGUUGUUGGGCCUUGUGAUCCAGUGGAUAACAACUUUGUACAUAUUCACACCCCUAUAAUUACAUCCAAUGACUGUGAAGGUGCUGGAGAGCUCUUUAAAGUUGAACCUGCAAAUAAGGAGAGAUGUGAACAGAAAGAAACCAACCAUUUCUUCAACAUUCCAGCAUUUCUAACCGUCUCAGGACAGCUGCAUCUGGAAGUAAUGACAGGAGCUUUUACCAAGGUCUUCACAUUUGGACCUACUUUUAGAGCAGAGAACUCCCAAAGUCGGAGACAUCUAGCAGAGUUUUAUAUGGUGGAAGCAGAGAUUGCUUUUACUGAUGGCCUUGAGGAUAUUAUGCAGGUAAUGGAAGAUCUUUUCAAGGCUGCCACAUCAUGUCUUCUUAUGAAGUGUCCCAAGGAUAUUGAGCUUUUUCAUAAAUACAUAGCACCUGGUCAAAAGGACAGACUGGAUCUAAUGUUAAAGAAACCCUUUGUUGUCUUAUCAUAUAAUGAAGCAAUAAAUAUUUUGAAGAAAGAUGCACAUAAGUUUGAGUUCAAACCAGAGUGGGGUCAUGAUCUGCAGACUGAGCAUGAAAAGUACCUUGUUCAGCACUGUGGUAAUGUUCCGGUGUUUGUUGUUAAUUAUCCGUAUGACCUCAAACCUUUCUAUGCUAGAGACAAUGAUGAUGGACCCCAGCGCACGGCUGCAGCUGUUGACCUCCUAGUACCUGGCAUUGGAGAACUUUUUGGGGGCAGUCUAAGAGAAGAGCGCCUACACCUACUGCAGUCACGUCUUGAAAUGUUAGGACUGAAGGAGACUUACCAGUGGUAUCUAGAUCUGCGAAGGUUUGGGUCAGUUCCUCAUGGUGGCUUUGGAAUGGGAUUUGAACGAUACCUUCAGUGCAUCUUAGGGGUUGAGAACAUCAAAGAUGUCAUACCUUUUCCACGGUUUACUCAUUCCUGCAAUUUAUAAAAAAAUGUAUUUAAUAAAAGUUUUUUUUUUCA